AUGAAGAUCACUCUGCUCCUACUCACUUUGGUUUACUAUGCGGAAGCGACACCAUUCGAAGUGAGUUUAAUUUCGCUUUUGAUUACUUUUAUUUUUCGAUUUUUGAGUGAACAGUACUAAUUAGAAUAUAAAAAGUGUUCGAAUUUCAUCAACAGAUCUGGUCAAAACUAUUAGAUUGCAUAAAAAGUUUUAACUAUUUUUUUUGAAAUGUUUUAUUACUCUGUAAAAGGCCUCAUUGAAAUUCUAGCAAUUUCAGAAAAUACAGUAAUUGCCUGGAUUUUUUGAUCGAAAUUCGUCAAAAGUUCGAAACUGCGAUUUUCAAUCUACAAUUAGUAAAAAUAAGAGUAAGAUGAGGCUUCAAAUAUUUCGCCAAAAAGGUUUUUUCUCAGACCCCUCCUAAUUCAGCGAUUAAUUAAUGGACUAUGCAAGCACAUGCAUAUGCAAAGCAUACGAGUUUGUUCCAAAUCUGCGAUGAUUUGCGUUGUUUUCCGUCGAUAUUCUUGCAAUAUUUUUAUUUCCACAAGUGAAAGAAAUUGAUUUCAGAUCUACUGGAACGUCCCCUCCUAUCAAUGCCGGAAAUAUUUCAACCCCGAAGACUACUCGAUAACCACAAACAAAAAUCAAAUCUUCCGCGGUGAAAAGCUGGUCGUAUUUUACGAAAAAGACCUCGGUUUAUAUCCCUAUUGCGACGACCAACAGGAAAGCUACGAGACCAACAAAAGCCUCCAUGUGCACUGCGAGAAACCGAUCAACGGAGGAGUGCCUCAGGUAAUUCUAUUUUUAUUUAUUCAAAUUAGAAAAGGAAGUUGAUUUAAGUGCUCAUAUCGAGAAGGUGAAGAAGGACGUUGUUCGGCAUAUCCCUGACGAGAACUUUGAUGGUCUGGCUAUCAUUGAUUACGAGCGAUGGAGGCCUUUGUUUGAUCUGAAUUGGACUACGAGGAAGAUCUACCAGGAAUACAGUAUCCGGCUGCUCAUGAAGAAAUAUCCUGAGCUACCGAGGACCAGUCUGGCUUAUCUGUCGCGAUAUCUCUUCGAAUAUCAUGCCAAGCAAGUUUCAGUUAAUUUCAAAAAGUCCAAGUAUUUGAAUCUUCAAUUUGCAUAUUCAGAUUUUUGUUCAGAUCUCGAUGAAACUUUGCUUAAAUUGACUCAAAAAUUUUCUAAUACAUACUCGAAAUUUUUAGCAUGCGUUUUAGGGUAAUUUCUAUGAUUUUCCUACCAUAAACCACUCCGAUUUUAAUACUCUGCUUUACCCUUUUGACUUUCAGGAAUUUCCUUUUGGCGACGAUAAAUUCAGCGCGAGAGAUGAGACCCAAGGCCAAAUGGGGAUUCUGGGACUAUCCUUUGUGCGACUAUCGACUAGGACCCAACGAGAAACAAUGCAGGGGACAUUACAAGAUCAUCAACGAACAGUAAGACCUUAUUUUAGGCCAUCAAACCUGAGAGAUCCUGAUCUGUGGUUGAUUAUUCCUCAAAAUUAUAAAUUUAGUUUCGUACUUUAGGCUUCUCUGGAUGUUCAACGCCUCCGAUAUAAUCCUCCCGCCGGUUUAUUUCUAUCGCCCCGAGAGCGUUUUGGAUCGCCAGCGAUAUGUGCAUGCGAAGAUGGUCGAGGCCGAAUGGAUCAAUCAGAAAUUGCAUCCCAAAAAACUGCUGGUCUACGCCUAUGCCAAGUUUGAAUACGAUGUCCUGUACAAUGAGACCACCAAAGAUACCAACAACAAUUACUAUAGUAAAGUAAGCGGGCUUCAAAGUAAUGUAAUUCCUCAGGCUGAUGUCUGCAACUCUCUCAAAUACCCAAUGGAGAUGGGAGCGAAUGGAAUUAUCCUGUGGAGCACCUCCAAUUACAUGAAGAUACGGUGCAAAAGCUUGGGCAACUUUUUGGAAACUGUUCUGGGCCCAUUUGCGGCUGCUGUGAAGCGAAAAGCUGACAAGUAAGUAAUGAAAUCGACUGGUCGAUUGUUUAAACGUGGGCGGAGUUACUUUUCCCAGCCAUGAAUCAAUUUUCCCCCUGUCAAAUUUUUGGUAAAUUUUCUCCAAAAUCAUCGAAAAGGCCCCGCCCAUUUCCCGUCAAAGUUUCUCCUUUGCACUGUGCACUUUAUUUCUCAUCCUCCCAUUGCACUGUGCAUUCGAUUUCAUCUCACUGCGCUGUGCAAGACAGAGGCAAUCGCAAAUUUCAAGCGACAAAGUCUUCUUCAAAUCAAUGUCUGACGUUGUGCAGCAUGGAAAGUCAAAAAAACUUGCGACAAGUCGCUGAACAGAAUUUCACAAAGUGCGAUUUUCUUCUGAGCGUGCGACACGACGAAACGACACAUUUUUUUGGGUUGGGAACUCGCACGAUCAUGUCGCAAAACGGUUUGCGACUUGACUUUGUCGCGGACUGAAAGCGACACAAGAAAUCGUUUUUCAAGAGUCGCGCGACAUGCCGUGGGGUUUGCACGGUGCAAAUUUUUUUGCACAAUUUCAAUGCGGGCGAUUUACGUCCGCUUUUUCUUGCACCGUGCAGAGGUUUGGAAUCCCAUUGCACAGUGCAGUUGCUUUUUCCACGGUUUUUGCACUGUGCAGUAGAAAGGAAAAAAGGAUUUUUUGACUGAAUUUUUGAAAAUAAAAAAAAAAGUUUUCAGGAUGACAAAAUUUAUAGACAAAAUAACUGUUUUAAAGCCAUCCACGCCACUUUUAUACAAUCGAUUGCAUUAAUUUGACCUAUUUUCUGCAGAUGUUCGAAGAAGGAAUGCAGUGGAGUUGGUCUCUGCAUGUCCAAGGACCGUCUACCGACCAAUAAAUGUGAAUUGGCGCAGACCAACGAGUCCGAGUGCCUCUGUCCCGCUCCUUUCUCUGGUCCCCAAUGUCAACUUCAGCCGUUUCCUCAGCCCCAGACUCUGAAUGAAACGGAAGAAAUCUCGUUUGAUAUCUUGUAA
Molecule: messenger RNA, 2912 nt
Organism: Bursaphelenchus xylophilus (pine wood nematode)
Lineage: Eukaryota; Metazoa; Nematoda; Chromadorea; Rhabditida; Aphelenchoididae
Source: the annotation of a GenBank genome assembly